Molecule: messenger RNA, 8933 nt
Organism: Passer domesticus (house sparrow)
Lineage: Eukaryota; Metazoa; Chordata; Aves; Passeriformes; Passeridae
Gene: COL17A1
Product: collagen type XVII alpha 1 chain
Exons: 57
Coding region: 1146-5690 (1514 amino acids)
Biological process (GO): extracellular matrix organization
Molecular function (GO): extracellular matrix structural constituent conferring tensile strength
Source: RefSeq, a predicted model, not a curated record
GUAGUCUUUCCUGUUGUAUCCGGGCAUGCCAGGCGGUGCUGUGUCUCUAGGCCAGCGUGGGCCCGCCACUCCAUGGCUGGGGUCUGGGCCGAGGCCAGGUGUCCCCUCACAGGAUCAGUUAGGCUGAAAAGUUCUUGAAAAUCAUCGAAUCCAGCCUGUGAUCCAGCACCACCAGGUCACUUAGACCAUGACACCAAGUACCACAUUCAGUCUUAAGCACUUCCAGGGGUGGUGACUCCAGGAGCUCCCUGGGCAGUCUGCUCCAAUUCCACUCUCUGUUUCUAUUAAGAAAUGUUUCCUAGUGACCAACCUAAACCUUCCCUGGCCUAGCUGAAGACGAUAAGACAAUGUCCCUGCAAGUGUCACUGUGGCAGGGAGGGGGGCUCUGCCUCAGCAUGGAGCACUCCCCGCCAUGGAUGACACAGCAGGCCCUUUAUCACAGCCAAGGCAGCCACAGCUCUCCACCUCAAGCUGCAAAAGGCUUUAUCUGAGGAACUGUCUCCUCACACAAGGGGAAAAAGUGUAACUGAGGGACUCUGGGAGAUGUGUGACCUGAGCAGCACUGUCAUGCUUAUGGGAAAGAAGAGAAAAUGAAGAAAUCUGACUGGAGAAACAGGGAGAUGGUGACUGUGACAAGGAGCAAUCCCAGCUGGGGCUGUGCUGUGCAGUUCAGGACUAGAGAGUUCCCUGACACUCAAAGGAACUGCCGAAGCAAGAGUGAUCUUCCUGUCUCUAUCAGCACCUGGCUUCCCCAUGUGGAUUUACUUUUCUCAAAACUGAUUUGUACAAAAUGUUUUUCAGCUGUAACUGUCAGGAGCAACAGAAUGAGCUGAGGAAGCCAUGGCAACAACAGCUCCCAAUCCUUAGGGGUGAUUUCCAGGGUUCCUCCAGCACUGCCUGCAGCCGAAGGGCCCCGAGCUGUGCAUGGAUGCCUCACGCAGCUGUGCUGAGAGCUGCACGUGGGUACAGGCACCCACAUGCUCUCGCUGGAUCAUGCCCUUAGCUUGUGUGUCAGGGCUGCAUUAAUUUCCUGCCUGGAUCCUCCUCACCGCUGCAGAUGAGGACACUCUAUUUUCUCUUCACCCUGUGUAACUCCUAUCUCUGUACAGACCAGAGAGAGUCUGGAGCUGAGAGGUGGCAAUGGUAUGGAUUCUGUAACAAAGAAAACGAGGCAAGAUGGAUCAGAAGUUACUGAAAGACUUAUUACAGAGACUGUAACCACAAGACUCACAUCCUUGCCACCCAAAGGAGGGAGCAGCAGUGGGCUCAAAACAUCAUCCCACACUGGAGGGAGUGGAGUGGAAAAGCGGUCGUACACCCAUGGAAGCAGCUAUGUCACCUCAAGUGGAAGUGGUAGAUUGAAUUCAACAUCAUCGUCCUCCAGCUACAGACAAGCACAGUCUCCCAGCUCUACUCUCACCAAAUCACCUGGCUCAACAUUUGAAAGAAAAACCUAUGUCAACCGCCAUGCAACAUAUGAAGGGAGCUCCAGUGCCAACUCUUCUCCUGAGUUUCCCAGAAAAGAUUUUGCAUCUGCCUCUACAAGAGGGAGAAGCCAAAGCCGAGAGAGUGAAAUACGAGUCCGACUGCAGAGCGCAUCUCCCUCUGGCAGAUGGACGGAGUUGGAUGAUGUGAAACGGUUGCUGAAAGGAAGUCGAUCUGCCAGCUGCAGCCCUACUCGGUCAUCAUCCGGUACACUCCCGAUACCGAAAAAGGCUGUGGUGGAGACGAAGAUGGUCACUGAGAGCUCUCAGUCAGUGUCAGGGACAUAUGACACAACCAUACUGAAUACUGCGCUCCCUUCAUACAUGUGGUCCUCCACUCUGCCUGCUGGGUCUUCCCUUGGUGGAUACCAUAACAGCUCUUCCUUGAUCAAUGCCAUGUCUCACUCUACAGGAUCAGUUUUUGGUGUUCCAAAUAACCUGGCUCCCAGCAAUCAUACUCUGAAUGCAGGCCUGAGUUCUUCCUCUACAGUAUUUGGAGUUCAAAACAACCUGUCUCCAAGCUCUUCCUCUGCAACCCAGAAUGCUACAGCAGCCUCCACAGCAUAUGGGAUGAAGAACACUUCUCAGAGCAACACCAUGGCAAGUACUGGUGUGUCUGCCUCAGCAGGAGGAACUGUUUUGAGCUCCCAGGGAGACGACGUUCUGCGCAAAGACUGCAAGUUCGUGCUGCUGGAGAAGGAGAAGGCACCUGCAAAGGAGAUGGAGCUCUUGGUCAUGACAAAGGACACUGGCAAAGUCUUUAGUGCUUCUAACACUGGGCUUAGUGGAGGAUCUUUUGCAGAAGACACCUUGAAGAAAGAGAAGCAGGGAUUUUCCUCCUCUUAUGCUACAGAUACUGGCCUAAAAUCAGAUGCAAAUGGAGGGCUGAAAUCCAUGCCAAAACGGGACAAAGAAACUUAUGCAGAAAUACGAAGUGGUGAUGCAGGAGGUGCAAUUGGAUCAGCACCAUCCUGGUGUCCCUGUGGUUCCUGCUGUAGCUGGUGGAAGUGGCUCCUGGGUUUGCUUCUAGCCUGGUUGUUUCUCCUUGGAUUGCUUAUUGGACUCAUUGCUCUGGCUGAAGAAGUGAGAAAGCUGAAAUCUCGUGUGGAAGACCUGGAAAAAAUCAAUGGUGGCCUCCUGGCAAUUAACCAAGGGAAUUCAAAAAUAGAAAAGGAUGUUUCAAGAGUAGACUUUCUUCACGCAAACUCACCCUCCUUGACCUUCCCAUAUGAAAAUGAAGAGUCAGUCUGGUUGAUGGUGAAGAGCAGACUGAAUAAGGAAAUAGAACGAGGCUACUUCCGAGGGGAGAGAGGAGAACGUGGUGAGAAAGGUGACAUGGGAAUACAAGGUCCCAAAGGUGAUCGAGGACUUCCUGGUGUCCCAGGCAUUCCUGGUCCAAUUGGGCAUGCAGGACCAGAAGGACCAAAAGGACAGAAGGGAAGCAUGGGUGAGCCUGGCAUGGAAGGUCCCAUGGGACAAAGAGGUAGAGAAGGGCUCCCAGGGCCUCGAGGGGAGCCAGGACCACCUGGAUUUGGAGAAAAAGGAGACAGAGGUGCUAUUGGUGAGCCAGGUCCUCCAGGGCCUCCUGGACCCCCAGGUUCUACUGGCCUAAAAGGUCUGAUGGGUUCUCCAGGCCCACAAGGUCCUCCAGGUCCUCCUGGCCUACAAGGAUUUAGAGGUGAAGCAGGACUCCCAGGUGCUAAAGGUGAAAAAGGAGCCAGUGGACCCCCUGGACCCAAAGGUGAUCAGGGUGAGAAGGGUUCUCGUGGAAUGACAGGUGAACAAGGCUCAAGAGGAAUACCUGGACCUCCUGGAGAGCCAGGGGCUAAAGGACCUGCAGGACAAGCUGGUCGUGAUGGACAGCCAGGUGAAAGAGGUGAACCAGGUCUUAUGGGAAUGCCAGGUGCCAGAGGCCCUCCAGGACCCACUGGAGAUGCUGGAGAGCCAGGUCUUACAGGACCUCAAGGACCACCAGGACUUCCAGGCAACCCAGGCCGACCAGGGGCUAAAGGAGAACCUGGAGCUCCAGGAAAAGUCAUAAGUGCAGAGGGUUCAUCAACAAUUACUCUGCCAGGCCCACCAGGGCCCCCAGGCCCACCUGGCCCCACUGGUCCUCCAGGUGUUCCAGGUCCUGUUGGACCAGCUGGUCUCCCUGGACAGCAAGGUCCACGGGGUGAGAAAGGAUCCCCAGGUGAAACUGUGAUAGAAACCAUCAGAACAGAAGUCUCAUCAUUAGCAUCUCAAAUGCUGGGAGAUUUACAAGGGCGAGCAGGACCACCAGGUCCCCCUGGGCCACCAGGUGAAUCUGUGCAGGGACCCCCUGGACCUCGUGGUCCCCCAGGAGAAGGAUUGCCAGGACCUCCAGGCCCACCAGGGAGACCAGGAUCAUCCAUGUCCACCUCAGAAGCAUUCUUGACAGGCCCACCAGGUCCACCAGGACCACCAGGCCCGAAGGGAGACCAAGGAGAACGAGGUCCACGGGGAUUCACAGGAGAACCGGGUGAUCCUGGCCUUUCAGCAUUCUCCUCCCACGGUGAAAGAGUCACCAUACAGGGACCUCCAGGCCCACCUGGCCCACCUGGACCAAAAGGUGAUGCGGGUGUCCCAGGCGCACCUGGCAUCCCAGGAGCAUCUCGAGGUGGAUCCAGACAAAUUCAGGGACCCCCAGGACCUCCUGGGCCACCUGGUCCUCCUGGCCCAAGUGGAGGUUCAUCUCAAGAGAUUCAGCAGUAUGUGACUGACUACCUGAAGAGUGACAACGUCAGACAUUAUUUCACUGGUGCCCAAGGCCCACCAGGCCCUCCAGGCCCACCUGGACUUAUCACCACUGCAGAUGGGAUGACCUUGGAUUAUGCAGAGCUGGCUACCCGUGUCAUGAGCUAUAUGACAAGCUCUUCAGGUCGCUAUGAGUCAUUUUCUAGCUCAGUAUCCACUACAUCCCUUUUGUACCAAGAACUUCUGGACUUGCUGCAAAGAGAAGAAAUUCGUCAGUAUCUCAUUGGACCUCGGGGCCCACCGGGACCUCCUGGGCCAGGGGGAGAUGGAAUGUCUCUGUCACUGGAUUAUGAUGAGCUGACCAGGAGGUUUAUCAGCUACUUGUCAAGUUCUGGGAUGAGCAUUGGACUGCCUGGACCACCUGGGCCUCCAGGGUCACCUGGCAUAUCUUACAGUGACCUGACAGCGUACCUGAGAAACUCUGAAUUCAGUGGUGUUGUUGGGCCCCCUGGUCCUGCAGGCCCCCCAGGACCUCCAGGGAUCCCUGGAUCACCUGGCACCUCUCUGGAGGACAUCUCUGCCUACCUUCAAAAUGUUGGAUACUCUUCCCUUUCUGGAGUCCGGGGCCCACCUGGCCCUCCUGGCCCUCCAGGACCACCAGGUUUCUCUGGAACCGGCCUCCUGUCCUAUGCUGACAUCACCAACAGCGACGAGUUCAGGAGUGAGCUGAUCCAGUACCUGAAGAGUGAUGAAGUUCGAAGCUACAUCUCAGGACCCCCUGGACCCCCUGGGCCACAGGGACCACCAGGACCCAAAGGAGACAGUGGCUUUGUGUCUGGGUCUAUGUCUUCAUCAUACCAAGGGUUACGAGCUUCUGAGCACUUACAUGGAGGAUCCCUUGGUGCUGAGGGCUCCCACGGGGGCUCACUGGGCACAGGCAGCUCAUAUGGCAGCUCCAUGAGCAGCAGAUCCUCUUACCACGCCUCAGUGGGCAGCGAUGGCACUUACGAUGCCUCCAUGGGCACUGAUGGGGCUUUCGACGGGCUGCUGACAGAGGAGGAAUCACACAGGAGAUCAGCAGGGUCAAGCAGAUCCUACAGCAACUCCUUCACUGGUUCACUGGAUUACAACGAGCUGGCACUCCGUGUGUCAGAGAGCCUGCAGAGUCGAGGUAUUCUCCAGGACCUGAUGUCUUACACAGCACAGGGACCUGCAGGUCCCCCAGGCCCUCCUGGUCCUCCUGGCAUCAGCAAGGUCUUUGCAGCCUAUGGCAAUGUCACCGCAGACCUCAUGGACUUCUUUAGAACACAUGGUGCCAUCCAGGGGCCACCCGGUGAAAAGGGAGAGAGGGGUUAUCGUGGACCCAAAGGUGACCCUGGGCCGAUGGGCCCACCAGGACGACAAGGGCACAGGGGACCAAAAGGAGAGAAGGGAGAGAAAGGUGAACAACUUUAUGUUGGCAGAAGAAAAAGAAGAGCUGCUGGUGUUUAAGGAAAGAGGUAGCUCAGUUUUGCACAGGGCAACAUUCCCAGCAGCCUGUAGAAAAUUAGCCUGAGUCUUCACUGCCUUAAUGCUAAAACAUCCUCACUGCUCAGCUGACCCCUUAGAGUUGAUAGUUCAGAUCUGAAUGUCUCUUGUGUGUGUCCAGCAUGGCCCUAGUGUGGGUGUUUGCUCCUUUUACUGAUGUUUGGCUUCAUGCCCCUGAGCUCCCAGGCUGAUGUCCUUGGGAUGACAAGGGCUUCCUGUCUUACCUAGUCCAGGUUUCUUGUACUACUCCCAGAUAUGUAAAAACCUGAGUUUUUUAACAACUAGCCAACUAUGCAGAAAAAAGAAAACAAUCCCAUCCCUACCAAACGUACAGUUUGUCAGGGAUCAGAUGCAGCCCACAAGGUCCUGUGAAAGACCUUGGUCUUGCUCCACCCUGGGAUUCCCUCUCCACAAGCUCUGCCAACCCCAAGUGGAGCCCGUUUAUAGCAGCACAGCGAGACAGGACACACAUGGGGCCAAACCAAAGCACUUUUAAACGUAAUUUGUUUAUCUCUUAAAAGUAUUUUUAUAUUUUUUUCUGUUUUUUUAAACACUGGUGAAAAAUAAUCUUUAAUGUAAACAGCCCAAUUAAAGUGUGUUUUUAACCCCAUCCCUGAACUAUUGAGGAUGGCUGUUCUGUGCUUGCAGGUUGGUGUGGGCAGGGUGAGGCACCUGAGAUGGGUCUGAGGUACAAUGGUAAAUACAAUGGCACAACAUUAAAUACUUUAUACUCAGUUGUUUUACACAUUGUAAAUCAUCCCCUUCCCUCAAACACCUGUACAAAUCACUUGUAUUUCAUGCAAGUUUUCCAUCAACAAAACUCAGACGAUCUCAGCAAACUGUGAUUUUAUUGUAUUUACAGCAGAAUUAUUACAAUAUUCUACAGAAAGCCAUGAAAUCAAAUUACUUUGAAAAACAAGACAAAAAAAAUCUCCCAAAACUGUUGUAUGGCUGCUACUGCAAGUUCACUUCCACAAGCUGUACAGAGACCCUUAGCCAAUUAUUCAUCCAUCUCAUGAUUUUUGGUUGCUUUCUGUAAGGCAAAAAUAACUUGGUUUGCAGAUAAUACAAAACAUUCAACAAACCACUGGGAGAGCUCGAGGCUGGCGGUGCCUCAGGCGCGUGUUUUGUCACAGGAUGCUCCUGCUCUGCUUGGCUUCCUGACAGAAAAUAGGGUGACAGUACAUUAGAUGCCACUCCAUGUCCCUUCCUAGUUUCUGUUCUUUCCACCAUUUUAGGACUGAUUCUCAUUACCAGAGAAGCUUUACCACCUAAUUGUAAGUGUGGAAGACUUUGUUAAAUCAGGGUAACCCUGGACUCAGCCACUCCCGUCUACUUUCAGUACAGGGAAAGCACACGAGCCCUUUCUCAUGGGUUGGGCAUGAGCAUGUUUUUUGCUUAAGGGGUUUUCCUCUGGCACCACUGACUGCCCAGACAACAGAUGUGCAAAGGAGCUACAAUAAACAAAGCAUGACAACUGAGCUGGAGAAAAGAGAUGCAGAACAAGUAAAAUUUCUAUAAAAGAAACACUGUUAAUUUCCUUUGUCUUCUUCCCUUUAUCUGUUCUCAUCUUUUGCAAGACUGAGAAAUGAUGGGACACCUUGGCCUUGGCUUGCAUGUAAACAAGGAAGAUUAAUUCUCUCUCACCUUAACUUCAGCUGCUAUGAAGAUGACUGAAAUAGCCUGAGAAUGGGAAAUUUGCAUGGACACAUCAAUGCAAGGAAGUUUCAGAGAUCGAGAACUACAGAUUUUUAUGUAAAAUGAUGAGAGUGUAAAUCCUAACAUAAAACUUAUCGACACAGUGAUGGCCCUAAACGCUCCCCCCUGCCCUUUUCUCCAACAACCAGACAGUCACUGUCAUCCAACUUGCCCCUCUUCCCCAUAGCAGAUGAACCAAAAAGCAGUAGAUCAGUGGAAGCAACUAGCACCAAGCUUAUUUGUACAUUUCAGUUUUCAGCAGUGAAGUAUUUCUGAGGUCCUGGGAGCUACAGCUGCACAACAGCUCUGAAAAUCAGGCUACCUAAAAGUGGACUCAAGUGCCUGAAGUUAAACCACCUAUUUGAAUCUUUCCUAUACCAAAGCAAGCUUGAAAUAUUUGCAAGGCAGAUACUAUUUCAAUUGGAGAAUCAGCUUAAACUUCCUAUGUGACACUGCUGUCACAGUAGACAUGGUGUGACAAAAACUGUUUCAUUGCUGCUUUGCUUAGCUCUGUCCUAGUUAAGGUGCCAUGUUUCCAAUUUUUAAGGAUAAUAAUUCAGUAGAAUAGAGUUACCAUAAAGUCCUCUGGGACAGAAGAAUGAUUUCUUUAACUGUAUGACAGAUCAGAUAUUGAGUACCUGGGAAUGCAAUUUUAAAAGAAUAUUAGCUUAAAAGAUUACCUGGAAAAAAGGAUGCAGCUCAGACUGAACAUCAGUUUUUAAUGUGAUGUGAAAAAUCACUCUGAUUGAAUGCUGAUGGUCAGGACAAUGCAGCCAGCAGGGAAUUUGAAUUCAGGUGCCAAUUCAAAUAAAGGUUAUCCUUCAGAAGGUGUUUAUAAAUCAGGACCUCCAUAAGCAACCAUAUGAAUAACCACUUCAGUAUUGUAUCUUUACAUGCUGUAUAUAGUUCUCAUGUAUACACCAGCGACAGCAGAGUGCUUGGAGAAGGAAAAUGUUAUUUAUGGGGAUCAGAGAGGAUCAAAUGCUGGAGUAUUUCUUCAUAAAGUAAGCAGGAAAGUUCCCCUGGAACUUCAGAAGAUCAAGUGCUGCCACAGCCCAUUUUCUGCUGGGUUGGUAACCCCUCCUCAGCCAGAAUCUCCUAAAAACAAGUAGUAGGUGCACCUGAAGACCUUCAGCCCCCGAUCUCCCUGGAUGCCUUAAGCAGUACCAAAAUGCACUUUCAGAGCUUGGGAAGCACAUGGUGUGAGGCUAAGGCCCUUGCAAGCAAGUCUUCUGAGAGGAUCAGUUGUAAACACCGGAGGACAACCCACACACAGCACUGCAAUCCAGGGGUUUAUUGCCUUUUCUCAUUUUCCUGUGGACAGAAUUUACAAUGUAGUAAAACCCAGUGGUGAGCAAAUACUGAUUUGUGGUUAGCUUUGGAGGAGCAUGUGGGGACAAUGAGAUCUGCCAAACAGUAAGAAUUUGUAAAUAAGUACGUUGUUUUGGCUGCAGAAAACACGCUUUACCACCCUGGAGAUGGAGCUGCUAACAUUCAUUAGGGAGCUGA